CUCCUACUGCUACAUGAUGCGCGUACGCACACACACAAUACGCACUGUUUGGCUCUGCGAAAUCCGAACCUGUUUGUAUUUUUUGUACUUUUUCGCCUCCCUUUCUCGCUCCACCACCAUCGCCCUCCUCGUCUCCUUCCCUUCCCUCCAUCGAUCUUUUCGGCUUGGCAUGCUUUUGACCUCCUCCCCCUCCAGAUUAGGGUUUUUGCUGUCCAAAAACUCCACACACCACCACCCCUCACUUGCCCAACCCUACCUCCAAUAUCGACCCCUUUUCUUCUUCCUCCCCCUCCAAUCGACUUAGGGUUUACAGAUCUGAACUCCCCUUCUAACCCAGCCACACUCGUACACACCCGUAUACCUUCACGAUGUUCUGGAAACUCCCGGUCCUUUCUUCUUCUUCUCCGGUUGAGUCAGUAUUAGACAAGGAAAAUUUCACAUUGGAGGAGCUUCUGGAUGAAGAGGAGAUUAUUCAAGAAUGCAAAGCUUUAAACAGCCGUCUCAUUAAUUUUUUGCGGGACAGAGCUCAGGUGGAGCAGUUACUGCGUUAUAUUGUCGAAGAACCUCCAGAGGAUGCCGAAAGCAAACGAGUCUUCAAGUUCCCCUUCAUUGCCUGUGAGGUAUUUACAUGCGAAAUCGAUGUUAUCUUCAAGACUUUGGUUGAGGAAGAGGAGCUAAUGAAUCUGCUCUUCUCCUUCUUGGAACCAAACCGCCCACAUAGUGCCUUGCUAGCUGGGUAUUUUGGCAAGGUUGUUAUAUGCCUCAUGGUACGGAAGACGAUCCCACUUAUGAAUUAUGUUCAAGGCCAUCAGGAUGUUUUCCGCCAGUUGGUUGAUUUGAUUGGUAUCACUUCCAUUAUGGAGGUUUUGAUUCGACUUGUGGGGGCUGAAGACCAUAUUUAUCCCAAUUCUCUGGAUGUGCAGCAGUGGUUGGCGGAUAGCAAUUUACUAGAAAUGAUUGUGGAUAAACUAUGCCCACCUAGUCCUCCCGAAGUCCAUUCUAAUGCAGCCGAGACUUUAUGUGCCAUAACUCGUAAUGCCUCCUCAACUCUUGCUGCUAAACUUUCUAGCCCGAGUUUUGUUGCUAGGAUAUUUGGCCAUGCACUGGAAGACUCAAAUUCCAAUUCGGGCCUUGUCCACUCUUUAUCUGUGUGUAUUUCUUUGUUGGAUCCAAAAAGAUCUGUUCCUUCUCCGAUGCUUCAUUCCUUCCGAAGUCAACACAUGUACGAGUCACCCACACCUGUAAAUCCUGAGACUGUUGGUGCAAUGCUUCCCAAGCUUGGUGAUUUGUUGAUGCUAUUGAAUGUUUCAUCAGACGAGAAGAUCUUGCCUACAACAUACGGAGAAUUGAGGCCUCCUCUUGGGAAGCAUCGCCUAAAGAUUGUGGAGUUCAUUGCGGUGCUUCUAAAAACUGGCAAUGAAGUUGCCGAAAAGGAAUUGGUCACCUCUGGGACCAUUCAGAGAGUCCUUGAUCUCUUCUUUGAGUAUCCCUUCCAUAAUUCAUUGCACCAUCAUGUGGAGAGUAUUAUAAUUUCGUGCUUGGAGAGCAAGAAUGAUACAAUUGUCAAUCAUCUUCUCCAAGAGUGUAAUUUGAUUGGAAAAAUUCUUCAAACAGAUAAACAUCCCAUUGUUUGCAGUGAUCUAUACCAGCCAACAUUACCUGCUGCUGGGAGACAGACACCCCGUGCAGGAAACCUUGGGCACAUAACACGCAUUUCCAACAAGCUUGUUCAGUUGGCAAACAGCAACACCCACAUUCAGACAUUUCUUCAGGAGAAUAGUGAAUGGAACGAUUGGCAAACCACUGUGUUACAUGAGCGUAAUAUGGUGGAAAAUGUCUACCGAUGGGCUUGCGGGCGCCCGACGGCUUUGCAUGAUAGGACGAGGGAUAGCGAUGAGGAGGACCUUCAUGACAGAGAUUAUGAUGUAGCAGCUUUAGCAAAUAAUCUAAGCCAAGCAUUUAGAUAUAGUAUAUAUGAUAACGAAGAUACUGAAGAGGGCAAUAGGGCUCUUGAUCGAGAUGAUGAGGAUGUCUACUUCGAUGAUGAAUCUGCCGAAGUUGUGAUAUCAUCCCUCAGGCUAGGAGAUGACCAUGGGAGUUUGUUCACGAAUUCCAACUGGUUUGCAUUCCAAGAUGAUAGAAUUGGUGAUGCUCCUAUGAGCACAUCCCCCACGGAGGUGAUGGAUGAAAUUAACUUGAACGGGACAUCAACUAAUGGCAAUAGCAGUAGUGAUGAUGAGGUGGUGGUUGGAGAGGACGAGGAGUUGACUGAAAGCAAACCUCCUGCAAAUAGCACAUCAAGUCUCGACACAAAAAAUUUGAACGGAUUUGCCGGAAACAAUUCCACAAAUGGAGACUCAUCCGUUCCACAGAAUGAAAACCCAAGCGCUUCCGGUGACAUGAGUUUCUUACGAUUUGAGUCACCAGAGGAAGACCUGUUUGGAGACAGGCCUUUACCCGAAUGGGUGGGAUGGGGGGACCCAUCAGAUUUUCAAGUUGGUGGGUCCAGUGUAAAUCCAUUUGAAGAUCCUGAGAUUUCUAGCAUUAAUCUUGCUGAUCCAGCUGAUGAGGGAGCAGCAGCAAACGUUAGUUCUCCUUCUAGUGGAGAAAUCCUGCCAAAUGGCACUUCAACUGCUAUGGACUCGAGUGACGGGCCAUCGGUGGGACCCGAUCCCAGUCAAAGAGCUGCUCCGGUGCCGUCUUUGUUUGAAGAGGAUGUUGAAUUUGUUGGAGUGGAAUUAGAGGGCACUGAAAAGGCAAUGGAACAGGCUCUGAAGGAGGGGAUUGUCGGGGAAGCAGGGCCUUUGAAGAGGAACCUUGUGCCUAAGGUGCAAGGGAAGGAGAAUGAGGAUGAGAGCGGAUCGGGAAUGAAGGAAUUCAACGACUCCAACUAUUGGAGGGUUGAUCAAGAGGUUGCUGUUACAGAGUAAUGUUGGGUUUGAUAGGGUUUGGAAAACCUAAUCCCGAAAUUCGGGAUGGAUGGGACGACCAGCGGUCCCAUUUUUCUGUUGGUGAGGAGGGCUAACGCAGCAGACUUUAUGUACAGUAAUUUUGUUUCCGUUUCGAGUCGGAGAUUGGAUGGUAGGGUAUUUUAUGCUUUUACUAGUGUUCAUUAUUUGGUACACUUUAAAAAUGGUCUAUUAUUCUUUUUCUUUUCUUUUUUACACUUGUUAGUGGUUAUUAUUGUUACUUGUUCGUGGGGUUUCCUCAUUCCCGUUAUAGCAGUAUCUGUAUUCCUUUGUCGCUGGACCUGUAUCUGUCCCAUUGUUCAUUCCGAGAGGAACAGAAAAACACAAACCUAUCUCGAAUGCGUUUCAAGUCAUAUUUUGUCC
Rhododendron vialii is the source of this 3332-nucleotide messenger RNA. RefSeq lists its product as uncharacterized. Lineage: Eukaryota; Viridiplantae; Streptophyta; Magnoliopsida; Ericales; Ericaceae. Bases 369 to 2930 code for a protein of 853 amino acids. Gene Ontology annotation, molecular function: protein phosphatase binding; protein phosphatase regulator activity. The transcript has 19 exons. The record is from RefSeq and is a predicted model, not a curated record.